GUAUACCAAUACCAUUCUCCGAUUCUCUCUUCGCCAGGCAUCAGUUCAUAUCCUUAUCCGCUUUUCCUCCCUCAUCGAACAGUAGUCAGUCAACACUCAACGGAGCACUGACGAUGGCGUUCUGCGGCACGGUGCAGCUGCUGAGCCCCAGUAUCGGCCCUUCCCUCAGCUCCCCACGCAGAGUAGCCACCUCCUCCGUCUCUCAUCCCACCGCUUCACCCUGUCUUUCUUCUUCUUCAACCACCAUCAAAUGCGAUCACUCCACUUCACUUCCUCUUCCUGACCCCUCAAAUUGCUUCCCUAAACCUAAAACCCUCCCCUCUCUCCCCAAAGCCCUAGCUUUCUGUGCUGCCUCCGGUCUCCUUUUUCACCUAUCCUCCUCUGCCCCUCCUCUUUUCUCUAUCACCAGUCACGGCCCGGGCAACAGCGGCCCCGUCGACGGAAACGGUGGCGGUGGCGGUGGCGGUGGCGGUGGUUGGGGUUGGAAUGGCAAUGGAGGUGGAGGUGAUAAUGGCGGUUUAUGGUCGCGGUUAUUCUCUCCGUCAGCACUAGCUGGAGAAGAAGAAUCUCAAUCUCAAGAAUGGGAUGCGCAUGGUCUUCCCGCCAACAUCGUGGUUCAGCUCAACAAGCUCAGCGGAUUUAAGAAGUACAAGAUUUCCGAGAUUCUAUUCUUCGACCGUCGCCGUUGGGCCACCGUCGGCACCGAAGAUUCCUUCUUCGAGAUGGUCUCCCUCCGACCCGGCGGUAUUUACACCAAAGCCCAUCUUCAGAAGGAGCUUGAAACCCUAGCAACAUGUGGGAUGUUCGAGAAGGUAGAUCUCGAGGGGAAGAGCAAACCCGAUGGAACCCUCGGUAUCACGAUUUCCUUCACCGAGAGCACGUGGCAGUCGGCAGACUCCUUCCGUUGCAUCAAUGUUGGUUUGAUGCCGCAGUCCAAGCCCGUGGAGAUGGACCCUGACAUGACUGAUAAGGAGAAACUGGAGUAUUUCCGGAGUCAGGAGAAGGAUUACAAGAGGAGAAUUGAGAGGGCAAGGCCGUGUCUAUUGCCGCUCCCUGUUCAACGCGAGGUAUUGCAGAUGCUAAGGGAGCAGGGGAAGGUCAGUGCCAGGUUACUACAGAGGAUUCGGGACCGAGUUCAGAAGUGGUACCACGACGAAGGCUACGCUUGUGCGCAGGUGGUGAAUUUCGGCAAUCUCAAUACGAAGGAGGUGGUAUGUGAGGUUGUGGAGGGAGAUAUUACCCAAAUGGUUGUACAGUUUCAAGAUAAGCUUGGGAAUGUCUGUGAGGGUAAUACCCAACUUGCUGUCGUCAGGAGAGAAUUGCCCAAACAGCUUCGACAAGGCCAUGUUUUCAAUAUAGAAGCGGGGAAACAAGCUCUCAGGAAUAUAAAUUCUCUUGCUUUAUUCUCCAAUAUUGAAGUGAACCCACGGCCAGAUGAAAAGAACGAUGGAGGAAUCAUAGUUGAGAUAAAGCUGAAGGAGCUCGAGCAAAAGACAGCUGAAGUCAGCACAGAGUGGAGUAUCGUUCCUGGACGUCAAGGUCGACCCACCCUGGCUUCAAUCCAGCCUUCGGGAACCGUUUCCUUUGAGCAUCGGAAUCUCAAUGGGCUGAAUAGAUCCAUUCUAGGUUCAGUAACCACCAGCAAUUUCCUCAAUCCACAGGAUGAUCUUGCUUUCAAGCUUGAGUAUGUACAUCCAUAUCUUGAUGGUGUAUACAAUCCUCGCAACCGUACUUUCCGUGCAAGCUGCUUCAACAGCCGGAAACUGAGCCCAGUUUUCACGGGUGGACCUGGCAUUGAAGAAGUUCCACCCAUAUGGGUUGAUCGAGCAGGCUUCAAAGCCAAUAUAACAGAGAGCUUCACUCGGCAGAGCAAAUUUACGUAUGGAUUGGUGAUGGAGGAAAUAACAACACGAGAUGAAAGCAGUCACAUUUCUGCUAAUGGUCAGCGGCAAUUGCCAAGUGGAGGAAUCACUGCAGAUGGACCUCCGACAACCCUCAGUGGCACUGGCAUUGAUCGGAUGGCAUUUGCACAGGCAAAUAUCACACGCGAUAACACCACGUUUGUGAAUGGAGCCAUUGUGGGUGAGAGGAAUGUGUUUCAGAUGGACCAAGGCCUUGGAAUUGGCAGCAAGUUCCCAUUCUUUAAUCGCCACCAGCUAACGGUGACCCGCUUCGUCCAGUUGAAGCAGGUUGAGGAAGGUGCUGGUAAUCCACCACCCCCUAUAUUGGUUCUUCAUGGCCAUUAUGGUGGUUGUGUGGGAGAUCUCCCCAGUUAUGAUGCUUUUACACUCGGUGGACCUUACUCUGUGAGGGGAUACAAUAUGGGCGAGCUUGGAGCUUGCAGAAACAUCCUGGAGCUUGCAGCUGAGCUGCGUAUACCCGUGAGGAGCACCCACAUUUAUGCUUUUGCUGAACAUGGCAAUGAUCUUGGAAGUUCAAAGGAUGUGAAGGGCAACCCAACAGAAUAUUACCGUCGAGCAGGUCAAGGCUCCUCAUAUGGCGUUGGUGUGAAGCUGGGUCUAGUGCGUGCAGAGUAUGCUGUUGAUCAUAAUUCUGGGACUGGUGCAAUUUUCCUUAGGUUUGGCGAAAGGUUUUGAGAGGAACGGUUUCAUUUAAUUUCAAAAUUUUGCUUGAGAUCCAUUUCUUUUCUGGCAUUGCUGCAGUUAGAGAGAAUUUUUUUUUCGAACUUGUAGGCUGAAAAUCGGAGUUAUUUUGUAUACUAUACUAGAGAUAGGUUCUCGUAAAAGUCAAAUUCAAGGCUUCCUGCUCGGAUGAAUCUGGAGAGAAAUCCCAAGUUUGUGCGUAGGACAUUUGGACCUACUUAUCUAUUCUUACCGUAUUUGGAA
Messenger RNA from Telopea speciosissima, 2846 nucleotides. Its product is annotated as protein TOC75-3, chloroplastic-like. NCBI's taxonomy places the organism in Eukaryota, Viridiplantae, Streptophyta, Magnoliopsida, Proteales, Proteaceae. Gene Ontology annotation, cellular component: chloroplast outer membrane. The coding region runs from base 114 to 2597 and encodes 827 amino acids. Gene Ontology annotation, molecular function: protein-transporting ATPase activity. The record is from RefSeq and is a predicted model, not a curated record. Gene Ontology annotation, biological process: chloroplast organization; protein import into chloroplast stroma. The transcript is spliced from 7 exons.